GGCACCACUGAGCUGAUGGAUCUUCCUCAGUGGAGAGCUCCAACCAUCCAUACCAUACAUUCACCAUCUCUCUCACACACACGCGAAUUUUUUCUGAGAGAAGAAGACACACACAAAAGUGCUCUGAAGAAACAGCAGGAGCAGAGUUAAAAUAAUAGGAAGAACCUGAAGAUGUUUGCAGCAGAGAAUGGGCUAAAGGAUGACCCUAGAUUGAAGGGCAUUUCUGACGCCAUUAGAGUUGUCCCCAACUUUCCGAUACCAGGAAUUAUGUUUCAGGAUAUAACAGCAAUCGUCUCCAAGCACAAGGUGUUCAAGGACAUUAUCGAUAUAUUUGUAGAGAGAUACAAAGAUAUGGACAUUUCUGUUGUUGCUGGGAUUGAAGCAAGAGGAUUCAUAUUUGCUCCUGCAAUUGCAUUGGCAAUCGGUGUCAAAUUUGUUCCUCUGCGUAAACCAAGAAAGCUUCCUGGUGAAGUUAUUUCUGAAGAGUAUGAGCUUGAGUACGGGAAGGACUGUCUAGAAAUGCACGUCGGUGCUGUUGAACGGGGGGAACGUGCAUUGGUCAUUGACGAUUUGGUUGCUACGGGAGGGACGCUUUCUGCAGCCAUAAGGCUUUUAGAACGCAACGGAGCAGAGGUUGUCGAGUGUGCAUGUGUUAUUGGAUUGCCCGAGGCAGAGCUUUAUCCCCAGGGCCGAUGCAGGUUGGACGGGAAACCACUUUACAUCCUCGUUGGACCUCGCCAAUACGGUCCCUUCUUUUGAUUGGGAUUGACAAUCCCUUUCGUGGCGAAACAUUAAUUGCUCCGAGUGGCUGCUCUGCUCAUCCUCGUUAGGUAAACACGCUCCGAGCUCGAUCCCUUAUUUCAUAUUAAGGCAUGCUCUAUGAACAUAGUAGUCUGUUGGAUAUCUGAGUUAGGAUUCUCUACUUGUUGUUGAUGAAAUGCCUACUAAACCUCUUCAAAUGCUAAUAAUUUACUGGAAAUUUAACACCUGCCAUUUGCUGUAUCAGUGUUAUGUUGUGUCAUUUUUCGGCUACAGUGUAUUCAUUUGAAGUUUGAUUUUAGUUUUUUUAUGAUUUGAA
Molecule: messenger RNA, 1078 nt
Organism: Andrographis paniculata
Lineage: Eukaryota; Viridiplantae; Streptophyta; Magnoliopsida; Lamiales; Acanthaceae
Product: adenine phosphoribosyltransferase 5-like
Exons: 7
Coding region: 172-759 (195 amino acids)
Biological process (GO): adenine salvage
Cellular component (GO): cytosol; cytoplasm
Molecular function (GO): adenine phosphoribosyltransferase activity
Source: RefSeq, a predicted model, not a curated record